AUGCAGAACUCGAAUCCGACGCUGUUGAGCGCGGCCGACCUGCCCAGCAGACAGCCGGCGGCGGCGGGCAGCAAGACGGUCGACAGCAUCUUCCACCAGACGACGCAGACGAGCUCUGAUCCGUUCGCAGAGUCCGUCUCGUCCGGCAGCGAGGAUGGGGACGAGCUCAUGGAAGAGCCCAUCGACGAGCAGGAGAUCUUUGACUUGAUAGCGACGAUAUCUGACCCGGAACACCCCAUCCCGCUAGGCGAGCUGGCGGUGGUCUCGCUGCAGGACAUCUCGAUCAGCCCGGCGCUGCCUCACAGCCCGUCCUCCCCGCUGCGCAAGGUCACCGUCCUGCUCACGCCCACGAUCACGCACUGCAGCCUGGCCACCGUCAUCGGCCUGGGAGUGCGCGUGCGUCUGGAGCAGUCCCUCCCGCCGCGGUUCAGGGUCGACGUCCGGCUCAAGCAGGGCUCGCACAGCACGGCAGACGAGGUCAACAAGCAGCUGGCCGACAAGGAGAGGGUGGCUGCCGCCCUCGAGAACGGCACCCUCAUGGGCGUCAUCCAGAAGAUGCUCGAGACGUGUAGAUGA
Molecule: messenger RNA, 576 nt
Organism: Microsporum canis CBS 113480
Lineage: Eukaryota; Fungi; Ascomycota; Eurotiomycetes; Onygenales; Arthrodermataceae
Product: FAM96B
Exons: 2
Coding region: 1-576 (191 amino acids)
Biological process (GO): iron-sulfur cluster assembly
Source: RefSeq, a predicted model, not a curated record